AUUGUGCUAUUUGCACGCGUCGUUCCCCGGAUCAACAGAGAGCCAGCGCGCGUUCCUCUUACAUCGUUGUCUUACAACUUCUGCUUUAGCCAACCACACCCUCCUGAGAGCAGCGCUUUCGACGACAGAGAUGGCCAUGGGGAAAAAGAGCUCGACGCCGACGCUGGUAGGACGAUGCCUCGCCCUGUCUACGCUGGCCGCGGUUGGCGCGAGCGCCCAGAACCUCCCUGUGCCUCCCCUCCCCUACUCGUACGGAUCCUUGGUGCCCUUCAUCAGCGAACACGCGUUGAGGGUCCACCACCUUGGACACCACGCCGCCUACACCUCGCAGCUGAACGCCGUGCUGGAGAGAAUGCGUUGGGAUCCGGAGCUGAAGCACCUGGCAAAGAUGGGAGUAGACGAGCUGUUGCACAACCUGGGGAGCGUGCCGGAGGACUACCGGGCGGCUGCUCGUCGGGCGGGGGGAGGGUUCGUGAACCACGACUUGUUCUGGAACGUGCUGUCACCGUGGGGGGGACACCCUCCAGGGCAAGAGUCGGAUACUAUCCAGGAAACGUGGUGGUUGAGUUCUUGCUUCUCCUCUUCCUCCUCCUCCUGGUCGUAUAGGAGAGUUAUGCAAGCCGGGUAUCUGGCGGCAUAA
This is a messenger RNA of Ectocarpus siliculosus, 640 nucleotides long. NCBI's taxonomy places the organism in Eukaryota, Phaeophyceae, Ectocarpales, Ectocarpaceae. The record is from the annotation of a GenBank genome assembly.